Molecule: messenger RNA, 2577 nt
Organism: Plasmodium gallinaceum
Lineage: Eukaryota; Apicomplexa; Aconoidasida; Haemosporida; Plasmodiidae
Product: conserved Plasmodium protein, unknown function
Exons: 7
Coding region: 1-2577 (858 amino acids)
Source: RefSeq, a predicted model, not a curated record
AUGUACGGAAAUGAAUUAAAAGUAUCUACAAAUAUUUAUAAUUAUAAAAAUAAUUAUGAAAGUUAUAGCAAAUUGAAAUCAGAUAAAGUUAUAAUAAAUGAUGAAAAUAUUAAUGAAAAAAAAAAAAUGCUUAAUGAAAAAUUAAGCGAGUCAAAAAGUUUGACACAAAUAAAUAAUUGCAGUGAUUUAUAUAAAAAGAAUACCACAUAUACAAAAAACUCAGAUGCUAUAAAUUUGUUUAGUAUACAAACAAAAUUAAAUAAUAAAAAUAAAAUAAAAAAAAUGUUUAGUGGAUUAGGAAGUCAAAUGAAAAAUGCUAUAAAUGUAUUUGAUGAAGUAAAAGAACAAAUUAAAUACACAGCAAAAGAAGCCAAAAAAAAUAUGAAUUAUACAUUUUGCAAAGCCCCUUGUAAUAUUGAAAGUUUAAAAAAUACUAUUUAUAUAAAUGAAGAAGAAAUAGUAAUUAAUAAAAAUAUUUAUAAUACAAUAUUUAAAAAAAAAAAAGAUGAAAAAGAAAAUAUUAGAAAAAAUGAUAAUGAAGAUAUUUUUACAUGUAAUAGUAGUGAUAUUAUAAUUAAAGGAAGUUAUAAUUUUGGUUUUGAUGUAGAAGUAAAAUAUGAAAAUGAGGAAAAUAAAAUUAUUAUACAUGCUUACGAUAAAGAUACUAAAAAAAAAAUACCUUGUUCAUAUAAAUGGAAGAGAUUAUACUCAGUUCAACAUUGUGAUUUGAUUAAUAGAAAUUUAUUUUCUAAAAAAAAUAAUAUAUAUCAUAAUGAUAAUGAAUAUGAAUUAACUUGUGAAGAUAUAGGAAUAAAAAUAUAUGUAGAAUGCUCAUGUAUAAAUAGUGAAGGGACUACUAUAGAAAAUAUAUCCAAAUACUCAAUUAAUAAUUCUACUAAUGUAGAAAAUGGCAAAAAUAAUACAUCAUUAAUUAAAAAUAUAUUACAAAAUAAUAAUGUAUAUAAUAGUAAUAAUGAAGAAAUGUUAAAAGAUUUUAAUUCUGAAAAAAAUUCAUUUAAUUUAGAUGAUUGUAAUAAAAAUUUUUCUUUGUCUAAUAGCUUAUUUGAAUCAAACAGUAACAAAAGAAAUUCGAAAUUAGAUAAAGUUAAUUAUAAAAAUAAUAAUGCAACAGAAAUUUUAAACUCUCAUGAAGCUUCAACUUUUAAUAAAAAUUCAAUGAAUAAUAUUAGUAGUAAUAAAUAUUACGGUGUAGCAGUAGCUGAAAUAGGCCCAUUCAAUUUAAAUGUGAAAACAAAAAAAAUGCUUGAAACAAUUAUACAUAAUGAUACUAUUAGAUAUCCUAUAUAUCUAAUAAAAAAAGUAAUUAAUAAUGAAGAUAAAAAUAAUGAAGACAUGAUGUUAUAUAUAAAUAAAAAAAAAAAUACAUUUAGUGAUUAUGAUGAUAAUAAUAGUAUAGAUAACCUCAGUUUAUAUUCUAAUAUAGAAAGUGAAAAUGAUGUUAUUUAUAUGUUAUAUAUACAUAAAAAUGAAAUAAAAAUAAUAGAUCAAAAUAAUAAAAUGAAGCAUAUGUGGAGUUAUAAAUUUAAUCAUAUAUAUCCAUUUGUUGAAUUUUUAGAAAAUAAAUAUUAUUUUUCAUUACAUAUUAAUGUUAAUGAAUACUAUAUUUGCAAAUGUUUAUAUAAAAGACAUCGUGAUUUAAUUGCAAUUAUACUUAGAUAUAUGCAUGCCAAUUUAUAUAUUAUAAAUGAUUAUAUUUUUAAUAAUAUAAAUCAGAGUUUUGAAAAUACAAGAGUUAAAAAUAUUUUUGACAAUAUUGACAUUAAUUCAAUUUUGGAAAAUAUAAAUAAAGAGUUAUUAAUUAAUCAAAAAUUAAAUCAAAAAUAUUUACUUAAAAUAAAUAGUUUGAAAACUGAAAAAAAUAUGCUUGAAGAGGAAUUGAAAAAUACUAUAGAAGCGUUUCAAACACAAUUAGAUAAUGUAAAAAAAUUUAAAGAUGAAAAUGAUUUACUAAAAACAAAUGAUAAAUUAAUGAAGGAAAUAAAAAUAUUACAAGAUAAAUAUAGAAAUGUUGAUUUAUUUUUUAAAAAUAAGUAUAAGGCUUUAUUGAAUGACAUUGAAAAAUAUAAAAAACUAGUUGAAGAGAAUAAAUCUAAAAUUAAUUCAGAAAAUGUUAAAGAACUAUAUAAAAAAAUUGAAACAAUUGAAAAAGAAAAGAAUGAAUUAUUAAACAAUAAUAUAGAAAUAAAUAAUUUAUAUAAUGAAGAAAAAACAAAGAAUAUAGAAUUAGAAAAGAAAUUGGAGAGUUUAAAUAUAAAAUUAGAUUAUUUAUAUAAGUCUUUACAAGAGGAAAAAAAAAAAGGAAAUGAAAAUUCUGAGUAUAUAAAACAAAUGGAAGAAUUAAAAACAAAUAAUUUAUAUUUACAACAAAAAAAUGUAAAAAAUUCUGAUGAAAUAAAUUUAUUAAUAACAGAAAAAAAUAGAUUAACUAAAUUAGUUGACUCUUUAACAAAAGAACAAGAUAAUCAGAAGCUAUUAAAAGAAGUUAUAUCUUUAAGAGAUGAAAAUGAUUUACUAAAAAAAAGAAUUAAAAAAUUUGCAAAUAUUGCAACAACAUAA